This is a messenger RNA of Mya arenaria, 2227 nucleotides long. RefSeq lists its product as uncharacterized. The record is from RefSeq and is a predicted model, not a curated record. The coding region runs from base 145 to 1155 and encodes 336 amino acids. The transcript has 7 exons. NCBI's taxonomy places the organism in Eukaryota, Metazoa, Mollusca, Bivalvia, Myida, Myidae.
GUGUUAUACCCUACCGGUUAAUUAACUUCCUCUUUCGAUUUUGUUCUUAAUAGAUAAGGACGUUCCUCCAAGGAAAUAGGAUUUUAUACUUCCAGAAUAUCUUUUGUACCGUCAAUUUACUUCCUCUUCCACUGCUGAGUCGACAUGGCCGCUCGAUUAAGAACACAACGACAAAUUAACGAGCAGACACAACAACAUAAUUUGUUGAUUCAGAACGGCGAAGAUAGAAUUAGAAAAGAUCAAGGAUGGCGGAAGUACAUUCGAUAUUUGAAUCCAGAGGAAUGGGCGAGUUCUAUAUACAGGUCUAUAUAUGGCCUCUCGAGUGUCUAUGAGACACAAAGAAGACUCCAAAUCAAAGAAAAGGAAAACGAAGAACUGAGGGCAGAAAAUAUUAAAUUAAGAUACGAGAAAAAUGAAGCAAUCACACGGUUAAGUCAGCAGGUUUCAGUCAAACUUCGUGACAACAAUCAAAACAUUGCUGAGCUUAGUGACCCCUACAGACCCACGAAGCUGGCCGAGAUGUUCAGUGAGCUAUACGACAACGAGUGGACAGCCGCAUUCAUGGAACUUGAAAUGGAGAAUUUUGAGGACAGGCACAUUAUUGAAAUUCUACUGAACGUUUUAAUGGUGAGCUAUUCAUUUUGUGCCAAAACUCUUGAAGACAACUGCGAAACUGUGUCACAAUGGUAUUUUGAUAAGAACUCUGAAACUGUCAAGAAAACGGCGAAGGCAUUAAAAGAUGAAAGGAAAGUGUUCAUGCCUAAUCACAUUGCCAAGAUACAAAAGGAAUUUUGUGAGCAUCUUAUCAACAUUUGCAACAGUGAAAAACUCAAGAAGCUUCUGCAGGGGGACUCUGUAAAGAGUUACAUUGCCAAAUGUGUUAAACUGAGUCUCCUUAUGAACGCCACUGACCCGCCACUUGUCAUGAAAUGUGAGAGCGACACUGAAAAACGCACAGCAGGGCGCGAUCUGUACAAUAAAGACAUGUUUAAAGAAUAUACAACGCGUGGGAAAUAUUUUGACUUCUGUACUUGGCCGGUAUUAUUCCUUCAUGAAAACGGGCCAAUUUUAUCAAAAGGUGUAGCACAAGGUGUUAACGAUCCAGAUGUAAAGGAUAUGGGCAAAGCCGAAACCUGGUUCCGAUUGAAAUUUUAAGAAAACAACAUGUAAAACAUUUCAAAUAUAUUGGUGUCAAACUUAUGAAAAAGAUCUGAGUGCAUUUUGUAAAUGUUAUUUCAUAUUUCUGUGUGUUAUAAAAAGGAAUUAAAAUUACCUUAGAGUGGUUUUAGUGAAUGUAAUUAGACAUUUAAGGGACUAAUAUGUAAUGAUUCAUUGUUAUAAUCAUUUAACCCAUUUAAAAUCAAUCAUCAAACGUGUUAAGAUCUGUUGCUGUCUUUGAUUACAAAAGUGUGAUUUUUUUUGGCAGGGCCUUUUUGGAUUGGAACUUUCUGGUAACUGGGCCUCACGCAUUGAGUUAAUCACAAUUGUGCAUUCGUUUAAAGCUGUUAAUGCAGUCACUUCUUAUCAUCAGAGAUAGUUCUAUGUUAUGAUAUGAUCGAAUGUAUCUAAAUUACAUAAGGAGCUACUUCUUUUAACAUGUCAACUACUUAGAAUUCAACUCAUCUCUCUAUAUAUAUAUAUAAAAAGGAGUUGAAUUCUAAGUAGUUGACAUAUUAAAAUAUAUAUAUUAAAAAUAACUUUUCACUUCGACACAUACUUCCUGUCUGUAUUGUUACUAGACUGAAUAUUUACACAAAGUUUUCAUGUACAAUGAUUGUCUGUAGUAUGCUACUUUAACAGCUUUAAACUAAUCUUACCUGAUUCAAAUAAGACUAUUACAAAAAUGUAGUUUAAGUGAUUUCCCAAAGGCUCGCUAUAGUUUCGUUUUGUAUAAGUUGUCCGAUAUAGGGAGUUACAGAUAUUUGCAAACAUAACUCUCAUCAUAGAAAAAACUGUUGUAUGUAAUUAUGUAUAUGUAUACCCAUUAUUUCGACUUAUCUGUGAUUAUACAUAUAAGGUUAUUUACUUGUUAGUUUAAUUAAUAGAUUAUAAAAUGUUUUGAUUUACUGAACUUUUGAAGUUGAUGUAUUUACUAAUUUGAUAUUUAUUUUUGUUUUUGGUUGUUUAGUUUUGUAAUUUGUAUGCAUGGAAUCACCUGAAAACUCUAUAUUGUAUAUUUCUUUGUCCACAUGGCCUUCUUUAUAGUCUGUGAAUAAAUCUUGAAUCU